GAAACACACAGCAGAGGGAGAAGAAGAGUGAAAACGGAGCGGAGGAUAAAAAAGAGAGCUGUAGCUGCUGUGAAGGUGAAAACCAGUCUGGAAUAAGAACAAACAUUGAUCCAGCAGCAUGCUGAGGGCCUGUCUGAGAGGAGCUAACGCCACAGCUCGGACGAACUUCAGAGGAACUCGUCCAAACAACCUGCAGCAGUGCAGACACUACACAGCUGGAGAGUCCAGCGGUGGAGCUGCGAAGGUGGUGGCUGCUGGUCUGGUGACGGUGGGUGGAGGUGUUGGAGGAACGAUCCUCUAUGCUAAGUGGGAUAACAAGUUCAGAGCGGCGGUGGAAAAGAAUGUCCCGUACUCAGACCGGCUGCUGGGGCUGGCUUUAGGACCCGCUCCUCAUGAUAGCCGCACUGCAGUCCAGAAACAGGUGGAGGCGUCCCAGCCUCCGUCCAUGAUGGAGAAGAAAAUGAAGGCGUCCAAAUCCAAGACGGAGAAGAAGGAGGCAGAGAGUCCAGCAGAGAGCGGACUGGUUCCUGCUCCGCCCGUACAGAGUCUGGAAGAGGCUUCAGCAGAGGCGACUCACAUCAUCUCAGCGAUCAGCGAGGUCCCAUCAGUCCCUGCUCCGUGUGACACCGAGGCAACAGCAGUCAAAGAGGAGUGCACAGAAUGCCAUCACCAUGACGACAGCACAGCAUCAGCAGCUGAAUCCUCGUCUCCUGCGGCUGAACCUCUGAGAGAACGGCCAGAAGAAGAAGUGACAGCCAGACUGGCUCAGCAGGACCAGGAAGAGCAGGACGUGAUCGCAGCGGUCUCUGUCAGUCUGGAGGAUUCCCUUGCAAGCUCAGCCAAAGCGACCCUGCAGGCCAUUGGAGCUCAGGAGGCCGCUCUGCAGGCCGUCGCACGACACACCAUCAAACUGAAGGAGGCCAUGGAGGCAGAGGUUCCCCCUCAGGAGAAGUCAGCUCAGUGGAAAGAUCUGGAAACUUCUCUGGCUGAGAGGAACUCUGCGAUGGAUGACGCUACAUUCUCUCUGACUAAAGCAAACGAGGCGCUGGACGGCCUGAAGUCGAAGAUCGAUGAGUCGAAGGGGCUGAAGGUGUCGGCGGUCCGUCCUCUGGUGUUGGCAGCCGAGGAGAAUCUCCACAACAUGGUGGUGGACCUGGACAAAGCUGUUACCAAGAUGCACUCUGCAGAGUCGGAGGCUAAGAUCGUCUCUCAGUACAGCGAGCUGGUGAAUGAAGCUAAACUUCAGUUCCAGAAAGAAGUGAGCAGCCUGACUCCAGAGAUCCAGGCCAACUGGAAGACCCUGACUGGUAAGCUGUCCCCAGACGACCUGAAUGCUUUGAUCGCUCAUGCUCACCGUCGGAUCGACCAGCUGAACAGAGAGCUGGCGGAGCAGAGGGUCAGAGAGCAGAUCCACAUCGACUCUGCGCUGGAGCAGCAGAAGCUGGAGGAUCAGAAAGCUCUGGAGAAAGCUGUCAGCACGUCUCUGCAGCACGUCAAAGAGGAGGCCCGCCUGGAGCAGGAGAGGAAGAUGUCGGAGCUCAGGGAGGUGAUGGAAGCAGAGAUGAGGACUCAGCUGAGGCGUCAGGCGGCCGCUCACACAGACCACGUCCGGGACGUCCUCAAAGUCCAGGAGGCGGAGCUUCGAGCCGACUCAGAGCAGGUGCUGGGCAGUAAGCUGUUGGAGCAGGAGACUCGUUUCCGUCAGCUGAAUCAGGAGCAGCUGGAUAACUUCACUCUGGACAUGAACUCAGCAUACGCACGACUGAAGGGCAUGGAGGAGGCCAUAGACAGUCAUGUGAUCGCCGAGGAGGAAGCUCGUAAAGCUCACCAGCUGUGGCUGUCUGUGGAGGCUCUCAGCUACACCCUAAAGACAGCAGACGCCGACUCCCCCUCCGUGCCACUAGAGGGCGCAGCUCAGGCCGUAAAGGACAGCUGCAGCGAAAACGACUUCGCCUUGGCUCUGUCAUCGGCGUUCCCUGAGGAAUCCCUGCAGCGUGGCGUCUACAGCGAGGCGUCUCUCCGCGCUCGCUUCAACUCCCUCAGAACGCUGGCUCGCCGCGUCGCGCUCAUCGACGAGGGACACAACUCCCUGUACCAGUACUUCCUGUCCUACCUGCAGGCCGCGCUGUUGUUCGAGGACAAACAGGCUGCCCCGCCCACCCAGCUGAACAGCGAAGACUUAGACCCGUUCAAGCUGCUGUCGUACGCCAGCUACUGCUUGGAGCACGGGGAUCUGGAGCUGGCGGCCAAACUGGUGAACCAGCUGAGGGGAGAGGCACGGCGGGUGGUGGAGGACUGGCUGACGGAGGCCAGGCUUACUCUGGAGACCCGACAGGUCAUCAGUCUGCUGUCUGCCUACGCCAACGCCGUGGGCUUAGGAACCACGCAGGCUCCUUGAGGCAGCACCACGUUUAACCUUUAAAGGAAGAACCCACUGAGCAUCUGUGUGGUGUCGGACUGAGGCCCCUGCAGGAGAGAGAGGGUCUGACACCCGGAGCAGGUUUCAGUGUGUUGUUCCUUUAAUGAAGCCACCGAUGGAUUAAUGAUGCAACAGAAGUCUCUUGUUUUAAAGCACUAAGUCACUGCGGACGAGUUUGUACCUUAUAAUGAAGAAGCUCUCAGUGUAGUCCCUUAAUUCAGGCCGCAGCUUCGGUUCAGGUAUUUAUUUGUGUUCAUGAAUCUAACAAGCACUCGUCCGGCUGCAUUUUAUUUUUGUCAAUACUGCACAUGUUCCAAUAAACCAUGAAAGAGAAA
This is a messenger RNA of Notolabrus celidotus (New Zealand spotty), 2754 nucleotides long. RefSeq names its product inner membrane protein, mitochondrial (mitofilin) (gene immt). The record is from RefSeq and is a predicted model, not a curated record. The transcript has 14 exons. Bases 119 to 2398 code for a protein of 759 amino acids. Gene Ontology annotation, cellular component: MICOS complex. Lineage: Eukaryota; Metazoa; Chordata; Actinopteri; Labriformes; Labridae. Gene Ontology annotation, biological process: cristae formation.